This is a messenger RNA of Triplophysa dalaica, 1636 nucleotides long. Its product is annotated as solute carrier family 51 subunit beta. Gene Ontology annotation, molecular function: protein heterodimerization activity; transmembrane transporter activity. The record is from RefSeq and is a predicted model, not a curated record. The transcript has 6 exons. Lineage: Eukaryota; Metazoa; Chordata; Actinopteri; Cypriniformes; Nemacheilidae. Gene Ontology annotation, cellular component: plasma membrane. The coding region runs from base 132 to 1061 and encodes 309 amino acids. Gene Ontology annotation, biological process: bile acid and bile salt transport.
CCUCCCACGUGAACUUUGGAAAGUCUUGACUGUGUUGAAGUAUUCACAACUUGUCUGAGUGUUUCUUCUGUUUCAUCUCACGCCUGCUUCUGAAGCUCUUCAGGCUCUGUUGAGACAGUAUUACCGGAAUAAUGCUGCUGUUAUGGAUAACAUUGUCCUUUGCAUGGCCUGGUACAAUGGGAUUUAUGAUCCGUAGUGUUAAAGAAGGUUUGUGUCUAGAGGACGGUCUUCAUAGUAUAGUUCACUUAAAGGAAUGCGACUCCGACUCGGAUCACCAGCAGUGGUUCUGGACAGAAAAGUGGUACCUGGUAAACACGGGCACCUUCAGAUGUCUCUCCUCUCUCGACAAUGUCCAAGCCACUGCUUGUUAUGGUGGUGACCACAUCCAGUGGCGUUGUGAAAAUCAACAGAUUCUCAGCGUAAGAAAUUCACUGGGAUUGAGUGCAGAGAGGCGAAAAGUCAGUCUGGUCGCAGAUCAACACAGGUGGUCGACUCUAGAUGGGGGUGACAUCUGUCAAAACAAAAUAAGAUCCAAAAGACAAAGCCAUGCAGAUUUUGAGUCUGAGUUUGAAGAGCCGGAUCACAGAAUGACAGAGGAACAAGUGAAGUUUUUACAGUGGUUUUACCGCACAGAGGACAUAACAUCAUGGACAUUUGCCAUGCUUGGAUUCGCUUUUCUGGGUCUUCUGAUUGGUUGUAUGCUGUUGGUCAUGGGAAUGAUGGGCAACAGGAGCAGAAAACAAAUAGCCAGGUACAGGGCAUCCACAAAAGUGAUGGCAGUGAAACCUGAAAUGGAGGAAAUGCAGGUCAUGACGGAGAAGAUCACAGAAGAGAAAAACUUAUCCGUUCCCCUCAUGCAGAACAGCCAUACAGAAGAUUCUUUAAACGACAGUAAAGUCACAGAUGAACUGAAGCCUGGAGAGAUCCUGGUGACCUGGAAGGAUGGCAACGUGUCCACGUUAUAUCCUGAACCCAUAGCGGAUGACAAGGUGGAAGAAGACCACAUUGAGGGUCAAGAUAUGGAAACCCUCUGCCCAAACACCCACAAUUCAUCUAUUUAAGUUAGACCUUUCAAAAACAUCACGUUGUUUGUCAUUUUUUAUAUAUAUAUUAGAAGCGAAGAUGACAUCUUGGUUUAUAGCCACAUAUAUUUGGUUCUGUAUUUCUCAUUUUUAUAAUGAAAAAUAAAGGUGCUUUAAAGGUUCUUCACAGUGUUGCCAUAGAAGAACCAUUUUUAGUUCCACAAAGGUCCAGUCAAAUGUUCUUUAAAGAACCAGCUCUUUCAUACUUUUUUAUAAUCUGAAGAACCAUUUUGCACUACAAAGAACCUUAUGAAACCAAAAGAUUUUUCUAUGUCAUCGAAGAACCUUUUAAAGCAUUUUUUGUGUGUAGUUCAAAACUUUGCUUUGCUUAGAAUGGAAAGUUUAUAGUUGGUAAAAGAGAUCAAAUGUUAUUAAAAAAAUGAAUUACCAGAACUGUGUCAUGUGAUUAAAAUGUUGUUUUGUUCCGUCCAAUCAAUUGUAAGUUCUUUUCCUAUGUGUUUCUCCAUGUGAUAUCAUACAUUUGGGAAUUAAAAUAGGGCUGUCAAAUGAUUAAUCGCGAUUAAUCAUGCCCAGAAUAAAAGUUUGUGUUUAUA